Molecule: messenger RNA, 4873 nt
Organism: Canariomyces notabilis
Lineage: Eukaryota; Fungi; Ascomycota; Sordariomycetes; Sordariales; Chaetomiaceae
Exons: 9
Coding region: 106-4674 (1522 amino acids)
Biological process (GO): tRNA methylation
Cellular component (GO): cytosol
Source: RefSeq, a predicted model, not a curated record
UUGGCCGAUUGCGAUUGCCAAAAGCAUGGAACACUCAGACACACCAAUUGCGCUGGUUGCUGGAGCUGGCAUCGAGGAUUUUGAGAGUGCAAACACAAUCACCAGAUGGCUAAUGUCGCAACCGGAAGAGUCUCGGUCCCGGGCAGGACUGCUCAAGAGCUCUUCCAGAAGCUGCUGCGGGAAGCCUCGCAGUCGCGACAGUAUCAUGGGAAUGGUCAUGCUUGCGUCAAGCUCUGCAGCUUUGUCCAACAGUGUGCCAAGUCGAGCGACGACGCCUUGAAGCGAUGGGCCUUCACUGAGUCUCUCUCAAGGGAGCUGUUCCACUUCUACCUGGAGUGGUACGAACAUGACCCCCACCGUGCGUUGCGGCUGGUGCUGGAUGUGCUUGUGAUGUCCGCGGCCUCGAACCCGGAUUCUGAGACUGGCAGGCUCGUGAAGGAGCACAUUUUGGAGACCCUAAUCUCCAUCGUGGCGCGGAAAUCCUCGAGGCAGCUGACGAAGUCAGGACUGCAGUGCCUUGACUACUUGCUGAACAAGCGGGUGGUUGACCUCAACGAUAUCUUGCUAAUAUACAAAGAAGUGGAACCUGCAGUGGCGGCUCUGCCCAGCCUCUCGAUAUGGAGAUCAUUUGUCUCCCAGCUAUUCUCGUGGAUGGAGCUUACAUAUGUCUGCCCACUGGCUGGAAAGUGCCUUGUUCACAUUUUCCGGGGUUUGGGUAAAGCGGAAUCGGAAGGCUUCACUAUCGAGCUUUGGCGGGACUGGCUCCAGGAGGCUUUGGUCCAAAAUCCUGCCAUCCUAGAAGACAUGAAGAACUAUGUCCUAGCGCCCACUUUUAAGACAGACAGGAAUACAUCCCUGCUGCUUCUGGAACUUUUCAAUAGGGCCCAACCUUUGACAGUGAUCAAUCACGAAUCAGCCGACCAAAGCCUCUUGCUUCAAUUAGCUACGCUCGAACUUGGGAAGAAGUACGGAUUGGUCGAGGAACCUACUAAUGAAAGCGGCUUACCUCAAAAGUCGACCGCCGUCAUUGCCCUACAAGAGUCCAUCUUGAACAGGCUCCUUGCACACCCUUCAGUAUCCGUCAGGUCCAGCGCCUUCUCAUUGCUAGUCUCCUCUCAGGCAACAACGAAACCGUUCUCUGAGGUCUCUUUCAGCCUGCUAAAGAGUCACCUCGCAGCGUUCCACUCUGACUACGACGCCAGGAUCCGUAACGAGGUACUUGGCCAUACAAAGAACCUGGUCAAGCGUGUCAAGAAUGUCAUUACUGUUGCUCAGAGGAAUGUCUCCGGGCCUCUCAGCAGGCAGAGCCAACAACCCCCUGGAGCUGGGGCUCGCUCGCAUGGCAAGAACAGCACUCUUGGUCCCGAGGUUUGGUUGAGGAAUGCUUCCGAGGCAAGACAUGUCCUUGACACCCACGAAGCCUUUCUGGCAUGGUAUCUGGAUUUUCUGAAGCACGAGCUUCUGCCUACCGCCUCGUACCAGCGGCACAUUACCGCCGUGAAAGCCGCACUGCUGGUCAUAAGGACUGGGAAACAUGCAGGCGUCACGGAUGAUACGGUGGAUGAAGACAUUGCCCAGUCGAUAUCGUCCGACAACACUUGGAUCCGGCUUCUCCUUAAUCUCUUGUUGGACCCAUUUGAUGAUGUUAGAGACAGCGCGUCGGUGCUCUUGACGUUGCUUCAACCGAAACCGGUGGAAGCUGACGGAGAUCCCAAACCAACCUCUGAAACUCUGCUCGGGGAGCUCCGAGAGUUCUGUACCAGAGCUAGCAAGUUGGCAGAUCGAACCGGGCGAGCUGACCACGGCGAUGGCGCUGCUCGUUCUCAGGGUCUACUGUGCAGUUGGCUACCCAGCCAAGACUCACAGAUUGCCCUCUUGUCAGACAUUCUCACACGGCUCGAGUACAAGAUUUCAACAGCAGAGCGGGACCUGGGACAUGCAGCCAUCGAAAGCCCAGUACAUGCAGAUUUUGCGGCUUUAAGCCAUGUCUGGCAGGUUCUAGCCAAAAGGACUUACCCUGCCCACCAGCUGGAAGCUCUCCAGCAGCUCCAGCGCAAGGUUUUCGCCUGCUCCAAGCGCAUAUGGCUGACUGUGAAACAUGUUCUUUGCGAUGACUCCCCGGAGGGGCAUCUACCGGGGGAGUUGGAAGACAUUGAGGGAUUAGAUACUAAGGAUCUUCUGAGCUUCAGCUUCCGGGCGGUUCAUGAAUCCAGCAAUGUUUUGCGUUUGAUGAUGAGUUCAUUGCGACUCAAGAAUGCACCAGGCGUUCCGUUUCCGCCAUUCGACGUAUUCAGGGAUACAGGCUACUUGACUUUUGAACAACUUGCCAAUCUGCGGCAUCGUGGUGCUUUUUCCACAGUGUCUCAUACGUUCACAACCUGCUGUCAACUUACCCAGCACCUGAGGAGCAUAUUUCCGAAUACCGUCGAGUCGGAGAGCCUGCUUCGUGGAUGGUACCAGGGGGCAAUCAACUGCAUCUUGACGCAAGCCUCGACAACACGCCGCUCCGCGGGAAUCCCCUCUCUCAUCGCAGCGGUUCUAUCGGCAAAUGCGCAGUCACCAUCCUUCGACGAAGUGUACGGGACUCUCGAAGAAAUUGGCAAAAAGCACGUCCGUGUCUCGGAGACUGACGGGUCGAACCUCCCUCAAGUCCACGCUCUCAAUUCCCUACGGGAGAUUUUCAGGAGCUCGCUCUUGAGUAAGAAGGCUGAAGCCUACCUGGCCAGGACGCUCUUCCUGGCAGCAAACAGCCUACAAUCCGAAGUGUGGGCAAUACGGAACUGUGGCCUUCUUCUGCUUAGAAGUCUUAUCGAUUGCCUGCUCGGCACAGGUGAAAGCAAAGCAACCAUCGAAUCCGGGUGGGAUGGUCAUUCGGUCCGCAUAUCCUACAACAAAUAUCCGACGUUGCCGGGGGUCAUUCUCGGUCUGCUGCAAUCAGCGGAUGCCACUUUGGACCAAGCAGCAGGUUCCGCCGCAGCCGAGGCAGUUUUUCCUGCGCUGGACAUCAUCCGACGUGCCGGCCCCCCUGAGGAGCACCGGGACGAGUUGCGGAAGCGUAUUGAAGGAUACCUUGGCAGCCGCAUCUGGCAUGUUCGAGAGAUAGCCGCGAGGACCUUGUGUUCCUUCCUUAUUCAGGAAGAUUGGGCCGGAGAAAUCGGAAGGCUUCUUGAUGAAUCCGGCAACAGCACAAACAGGCUCCAUGGGAUCCUGCUAACGUUGAGGUUUAUCAUCGAACGGAAAGCGGACUUGGGCGCUGAUGUCAGGUCUGAUUUAACGUCGAUUCAAUCACUCCCCAAACAACUUGGUACAAGGCAAGCGCUAUUCGAGCGUUGCGCAGAACUCAAAGCGGCAUACUUCGAGAUAAUGAAUUUACUCUCCAGAUUGGGAUGUCAUCAACAAGUCACCGAAGACUUACCGGUCAUCCAAGCAGAACCGGGAACUGCAGCUUCGGCUUUACUAAACAUGCAAUUAGCGCUGAGGUUGAUCUACGAUUCUGCGGCACGUGGUGAUCUGGAUGGGCUGAGGACCGGGUUACUGAAGACGCUGGAGAGCGACGUCAACACAGCAAGCAGGAUGCUUGAGGUGAUUCCACAAGCGUGGGGACAGACUGGCAGCGCCAAUGACCGACCUGGACUCUUCAACCUCUAUCUGGAGGUCUGUGAAGUUUCAACGAUACCAGAAAUCCGAGCCCAGGCACUGCUGAACCUCCGAUCGCUGAUGGAUAGUGCCCUUUCCUGUGGCAACGUUGCGGGACUGCCCAGCCCUCAACGACUGGAUCGUUUAUGGGCACGACUACAGAACGGAGACAUCAAUCCUGCUCUGUCAGGGGCGGUAGUGGAAACAAGCGGGGCAAUGAUGGCUGUGUUCGUCUCCUGCGAUUCUGGCAGUGUCUUGGAUCUCGAUCACAGAUCACGAAGUUGGGGAGACAUGAUGAGCGAGUGCUUGGACGUGGAUAACCCUUUUGACACAAGAUAUGCGGCAAUACUGGCGCUUCAGUCUUUCUUCACGGGCCAGAAAACCGAUCACUGGGACGGCAAGUAUCUUCCAGCUCUCUCGGCACUAUACGACGGCCUUGUCGAUGACGACGACGAGAUCAGACAGGUUGCCGCGUGCGCUGCUUCCGGGGUCACAGGUACCUACGCCGAGGCUUCAACGGCAGGCGACGGCCUUGUACAAUGGCUUUGGGAACACUUUGGAGACACUGAAGAGUUCAAAGCACGCGCCGUCUGCAGGAUGGCCGGGCAGCCGUAUGCAGAGCCGCUUCUCCUGACUCCCGCCGAAGACCAAUUCCGCAAGGCGCUGGACUUUGACGACUCCUUGUUCGCCGCCGAGGAGCAGAACCUCUUCAUUGACGAGGUUAGGGAGACCAGGAGAUGGCAACGGGCCUACGAGAUGCUCAAUCCCUCGGACAAUCAGCCGGCAUUUGACUGUCUAAGCCGUUGGGUGGAAGCGGGUCUAAGCUACCUCGUUGGGCUUACGCAGAAGGAAGACGGUCCACUUGGCUGGACGUCUGACCAACAUGUGUUCGCGGUGUGCGCUCGCGUCCUUCUCUGUGCUGUGACGGUGGCCAAAUUCGGAAAGGGCGGUGGGAUUAUGGGGCUCCUGAAGGAAUUUGUGGCGCUGGGAGAGACUAGGAAGAUUCAUGGAUCUCUGUUGGAUAUGGCGAGAUGUUGACGCCCGACAUUAGGGGACAUGGCAUGACCCUGAUUCUCGUUGAUCAACUGGAGCCCCUUUUUGAAUUGGUGGACAAGGGGGAAUGUGUCCUGCACACACCUGCCUCCGGAAUUCCCGAGUGUUAUCGGGCCAUGUUUGGCGGCCAGGUCUGCAGUGGAUCUUCCACCUGCAGGCUGCAAAGCCGUUGAAAGCGCAGAAC